AUGGCCAAGCAAAAAGCUGUCAUCCUGUUUGAUGAAAGAAAUGCAGCGGAAUGCUUCGAGCACCUCAACCCAGUGACACAGGCAGAGCCUCUGACCUGCCUGGUUUGCAAGACGACGUUUGUGCCUCGAGGUCAGCUUGUUUGGUCACGGGAUGCACUCAUUGUGGGAAACCAAGAUGUGGAGGGUGGCCCUCUCUGCAAGCACUGUGCUCUAAAAACGACCUGGGAGCCGCCGGUCGAGCACAGUUUCCUGGGAUGGCAAUACAUGGACCUGAAAAAUGUCCACCGACAGACCAUGGCAGCCAUCCUCGAACACAUUCUCUAGACUCUACACUUCUUUUGUUCUUGUGGUUCAUCUAGUACAAGUUUGUUAAUUACAGAGUACUCUAGCAUUUUGGUUAAGUAAACAAAGAAAUAAAUUGACCAGCUGAAUGGUUGUUGCAAUAUUAUCCAACA
This is a messenger RNA of Rhipicephalus microplus (southern cattle tick), 455 nucleotides long. Its product is annotated as F-box DNA helicase 1-like. Gene Ontology annotation, cellular component: nucleus. Lineage: Eukaryota; Metazoa; Arthropoda; Arachnida; Ixodida; Ixodidae. The record is from RefSeq and is a predicted model, not a curated record. Gene Ontology annotation, biological process: replication fork processing; double-strand break repair via homologous recombination. Gene Ontology annotation, molecular function: protein binding; hydrolase activity; 3'-5' DNA helicase activity.